AAAUAUUUUGAAUUUAAUUUUUUAUUACAGGAUUCAAUAGCAAUAAUUAAUAUUGGUACUGAAAUGUUUCCCCUACUCAAGUGGAUGGAUUGGAGGCCCUGCUGUACUAAGGUUGUACAACCCACGCUUCUAGUACAAACCCCACACACCUAAGUCAUCUAUUAUAGUGGUUUACAAGUUUCCUAUCACAAGUGUUUAUCUAUAAAUAUAUCCAAUACUCACACCUCCAGAACUGCGACAUUCCAAUAUAGAACAGUACUUCUCCUUCCAUUGCUUAUCCAUGGCUGCUCAUAUUCCCUUGCAUGUAUGGCUUCUGAUCUCCAUCACAGCUGCCACACUAUGCGUCAUCACACAAUCCCAAACUUACAUUGUGCACAUGGACUUAUCCGCCAUGCCCAAAGCCUUCUCCAAUCACCAUAGCUGGUAUUUGUCCACUAUUAACUCUGUAUCAGAUCAAACCAAAUUUACCACUUCUUCUGGAUCUUCUUCUUCUUCAAAGCUUCUCUAUAGUUAUAACCACGCUAUUCGUGGGUUCAGUGCCAUUUUAUCCCCUAGUGAGCUCAAUGCCCUUAAAAAAACUCCGGGUUAUAUUUCAUCUACCAGAGAUUUGCAGGUUACAGUCGACACAACCCAUUCGUUUAAAUUCCUUGGCCUAAACCCCCACAUCGGCGCAUGGCCGGCGUCGAAUUUUGGCAAAGAUGCCAUAAUCGGACUAGUCGAUUCCGGAGUUUGGCCGGAGAACGAGAGCUUUAACGACGACGGCAUGACCGAAGUCCCAUCGAGAUGGAAAGGAGAGUGCGAGAGCGGCGUCCAAUUCAAUUCCUCAAUGUGCAACAGAAAGCUCAUCGGAGCUCGGUUCUUCAACAAAGGCGUAAUGGCACAAUUCCCUAACAUAACCAUUCUUAUGAACUCAACACGCGACACCGACGGCCAUGGCACGCACACCUCCUCCACCGCCGCAGGCAAUUACGCCGCCGGAGCUGCUUUUGACUGUGGCUAUGCCAAAGGCACGGCCCGAGGAGUGGCGCCGCGGGCUCGGGUCGCUAUGUACAAGGCAAUCUGGGACGUGGGAGCGUAUACGUCCGACAUCAUCGCGGCAGUCGAUCAGGCCCUGAUCGACGGCGUCGAUGUUCUGUCCUUGUCGUUUGGCUUUAACAACGUCACCUUGUACGACGACCCCAUCGCCAUAGCCACCUUUGCGGCCAUGGAGAAGGGCGUGUUUGUCUCCACCUCGGCGGGAAACGACGGGCCUACAACUCGAAGUCUGCACAACGGAUCGCCGUGGGUGCUCACAGUCGCAGCCGGAACUGUCGACCGGACGUUCUCCGGGACAGUGAUUCUCGGCAACGGAGUGUCGGUCACGGGAUCUUCUUUAUACCCAGGGAAUUCGAUGGCAACUCCAGUGCCGGUUAUCUUAAUGGGGACGUGUAAUAACGCAGCGGAAUUGAAGAAAGUUGGGUACAAGCUCGUUGUGUGCAAAGACAACGAUGGCUUCUUGAGCGAGAGAAUAGAAAAUGUCGCAGAGGCAGGGGUCGCCGGCGGCAUCUUUAUCUCGUACAACCCCAACUUGAAUGACUACAUUACAACCUCAUUUCCGGCAACGUUUGUGAGUCCUCAGAUUGGAAAAAUCAUCACGCACUACGUGGAGAGCGGGUCUGACCCAAAAGCGAGAAUCGAGUUUAGAGCAACGAUUCUCGGCACAAAACCUGCGCCACUCGUCGCACCAUACAGCUCGAGGGGGCCGUCACCGACUUGCCCGGCAGUUCUUAAGCCCGACAUUAUGGCUCCCGGCGACCUAAUCUUAGCUUCGUGGCCUUCGAAUCGUCCGGUGGGCUACAAUAACUCGAUGCCAAUCUUCGGCAACUUUAAUCUCCUGUCGGGAACAUCAAUGGCAGCCCCGCACGCCGCCGGCACGGCGGCGCUGCUGAAGGAUGUGCACCCAGAAUGGAGUCCCGCCGCCAUCCGAUCCGCAAUAAUGACCACAUCGGAUUCAUUAGAUAACACUUUCCAGACUAUCAAAGAUAACGGAAAUUAUCAGAAUCCAGCCACUCCUCUGGCAAUGGGGUCGGGACACAUCAAUCCCAAUAAGGCUUUGGACCCGGGGUUGAUUUACGAUGCGAAUCGCGAAGAUUACGUGAAUCUGAUUUGCGCAUUGAAUUAUAAUACGAUGCAAAUCCAGACAAUCAUAAGAUCCUCUAAUUUCAGCUGCGUAAACGCAUCUCUCGACCUCAAUUACCCUUCUUUCAUCGCCUUCUUUACUGGGAAUGACUCGACCAGCUCCCUGACUUCUACAAAAGCGCAAAAAUUUUACAGAACGGUGACCAAUGUAGGGAAUGGAGCGUGCAGCUAUCGGGCGAACUUGACAUCGGUGGACGGAUUUCGAGUCACCGUUGUACCGGAGAAGUUGAAUUUUAGAAAAAAAUUCGACAAACAAAGGUUCAUGCUGAGCAUAGAAGGGCCGAAAGUGAUGAAAGAAACCUUAGCUUAUGGAUUUCUGAGUUGGGUCGAUUAUGAAGGUAAAUAUGUGGUGAGAAGUCCCAUAGUGGCUGUGGGGAAGCUAUAGGUAGUUGAAUGGUCUCCUUUUGGGGGCUCAAAGCACGUUCAUCGGUUGGUUCGCCGGUGCCAUUAUACUGUCAAUUUGGUUGGUGAAAAAGGGGGAAAAAAAAAAAAAAAAAGGUUGGUGGUGAGGUGACUUCAAUUUCAGCUGAUUGGAGAAGCAACGGUUUUAAAAUUUUGCGGUGGACACCGAUUGAAUAUUUUUGUAUUCAUAAUCGUAUCCAUAUAAGCAUUAUUUGGGGAAUUAAAGAUACUCUUCACGUGAAGUCAUUAUAUAU
Molecule: messenger RNA, 2834 nt
Organism: Malania oleifera
Lineage: Eukaryota; Viridiplantae; Streptophyta; Magnoliopsida; Santalales; Ximeniaceae
Product: subtilisin-like protease SBT3
Exons: 1
Coding region: 281-2563 (760 amino acids)
Biological process (GO): proteolysis
Molecular function (GO): serine-type endopeptidase activity
Source: RefSeq, a predicted model, not a curated record